Hylaeus anthracinus is the source of this 2387-nucleotide messenger RNA. RefSeq names its product CAPA peptides-like. Bases 990 to 1586 code for a protein of 198 amino acids. The transcript is spliced from 5 exons. NCBI's taxonomy places the organism in Eukaryota, Metazoa, Arthropoda, Insecta, Hymenoptera, Colletidae. The record is from RefSeq and is a predicted model, not a curated record.
AAAUUCGCUACAACGGAACAACAUAUCGACCCGGAAAUCAAUUCGUGACUAACAUGUAAUUUACAUCGGGGACGAAACUCAUUCCCGCGGUUCCGUGUCAUUGCAUUAAAUACAGAGGAACCAAAGCGGUUUCUGUUAAUUCGGAAAUACGAUUUAUGUAUAGAGAAUGUCCAACUAUUUCGGUAAACAUUAAUUGGUGUCUCGAUUGUUUGCACAAACUUGAAUGGCCCUUUUAUUACAUAGAGCGAGGCGAGCAAAUAUUAUUAUCCAAACAGGCUCAGCUGUUGUUAUAUAACGCGAUAUUUGGAAGGAAUAAAUUGCAUCGAUGUGGUUUCCACGAACAUUGUGUGCGUUCUCGUACUAGAAAUUUUUCUGGAUAUCAUUUUCACUGUCCCAAACCACUCCAAACGUCGUCGAACGUACCUCAAUUAAAUAAUUGGGUUCAGUUUUGUAGCAAAGAAAAUUUUACCUUAUGACAGUAGAUAUUCACCCAACAGUCCUAGAAGACACCCGUUCAUCUCCUAUCCAACAGGGUCGCACUCCAACAUCCUGUUCCACUUCUCGCAGAUCAAUUCCCCAAACUUUUGGAAGACAGCUCAGGCUCUGGACCCCGAGUUACCUAAAACAAAAACGUGUCCUGUAUUUUUACAUGUUCCGCGAACCGGAGCAGUUUCACGAUGAAACAGCAAUCCUAGCGUCAGUAGCCCUUCGCCAUGACUAGGACCGAAAGUUCGAUCAUUAACGGGGGUGGAACGGUGAAUAAGUAUGCCGAUCGUGCGGAUGGGAAUGACACUGGGCGAGCGUGAGGGCGGAAGUGUGAGAUGGGGAAUGCGAAACGAGAGGGUUGAACCCCCUGGGUGCAUGGGGUGGCUGGCAAGGUAUAAAAUCAGACGUCGGAUACCUGGAGGUAUUCAGUGCCGGUUAGAUCCCGCUCUCCGCAGCAUCGCUUCAUCGAGUUUCGAUCACUGAGACCGACCGCCCCCAUUGCAAUGACGAAUCACCUAUUUGUAUUCCUGGUCGUUCUAAUAUUUUCCACUUCUCUCAACCUGCCCCGAUGUUCCCUUGGUCAACACCUCGACUCCGCCAGAGAUGGGGAUAAAGUGAAAGCCAACAACAGACGCGCGUCUGGUCUGGUGCCAUAUCCCAGGAUCGGUAGAAGCUCCGAAAUGGCUGGUUUCACGAGGCUAGAUCGUGCUGCAGGCCUGGUCCAGUACCCCAGAGUCGGUCGCGCCGAUCUACCGAUUUCGAAUGUUAAUUUCAACCGCUACCACGAUAUGGAACCCGACGCGGACUUUCAAUUUUAUAACGUGCGCGACAUGGACUUGGACUCUGCUCCGGAUCAAGAUUACGAAGGAUACGUCGGAAGAUCGAUGAACUUCAAGAACAAAAAUCUGAAGGAUGCUGCAUGGUUGAUCCCCAACCGUCUACACAUGAAGGAACAGCGUCCACCGCAGAAGAUCGACGAGAACAGAUCGCUUUACUCCGACGCUCAAGUUGCAGGUUUACGGAACGGUCAAACAUCGCUGAACGACUACACUCCACGAUUGGGGCGCGAGACGAACGUCGAACGAGGCAUCUGCAAAUGAUCCCCCGGUUCCAGCGUGGUGCACGACGCGACGGAUCUCGCACGGAGAACGCGACGUGGUGUACUAAUUCCCUCUACAAGGCUCUCUGUCGUCGACCAAUCUGUCUUUAAUUCGCGCCAGUGGUCGUUAACCGAACUUUGUACAAGAAGUUAUAGGCCACGAUAGAUUCUCCGUAUGCCAACGACCACGGACACCGAGUAUCUGUAUUUAUUUGGAUUAUGGCGAAGUUGUCAGGACGUGCGCCCUCGCAGCUCGCUCGACGGAGUUUCCGCUGACACGAGAAAAGGAUCUAAUAAAAAGCCCUGAAAUUACGUUUCUUUCUCUGCAACGAACGCCGCUACCUAUCUCGUUCUUAUUCCUGCGACUUUCACUGAAAUUCUAGCUCCGCUGCGAAUACACUUAGCAAUUGAUAUCGGGCCACUCGAAAUUCCUGUCGAACGUUUUCCUCGAAUUGGAAAACGGAUGACGAUCGUCCCGAUAUAUAGAUUCGCGUAGCGCCCGAGGAUCCAGGAAAAUACGACGCUCGAAAGCCCCAAGAUAUCGUACAAUUCCGUACCCGCUUUUUGUGAAACUCUAUCCGUCCGUUGCAACUUGUUUCUUUAUUAAAGUUGGCAUCCAAGUCUCUUUGACUUCGUGGAUAUUUAUCUCUAUUUGAUGGAAACGUUCUUUUUCCGUUCCCAUUGGUUAUUUGUUGAGGAAUGUUUGCCACUGCGGGAUGGGCUUGAAAGUAUUCUCCAGCAGUGCCUCGUAUAUAUCGACGAUUAUUGGCACCGGUCUUCCAAAAUGACGUAGUUAGCCCUU